CAACACAACCAUCCCGUUAAGAACCGGUGAAUGACUCUUCCAAUGAGAGUCUUAAAAUCGCAAAUGAUGGUUUCUGAUUUCUAAAUCGCAAGUUAGUGUAUACGAUUUUGAUGAGUAUAUUUUGAAUGACUUGUUUGACAGAGCAAUCGGAAAGCUAAACUUUGCCGGUGAUGUUAACGGCGGAGGCUUGCCGUCUAACGCCCUUGAAACAUGGCUGUAGUAGUUGGCUGAAUAUCAAUAGAGGUUACUAUUUCAAAGUGAUGAUGAAUGGUUGGGAUUACAAGCAGAGGCCCUUUUCCAAAAAACAAAUAAACUAUGACAAACCUAUGUGGCCGGAACUUGCAAUCCUCAGCUGCUAGAGCCCUUUCAUCACUACACAUUCAGGCCAUCCCAGAUGAUGAAAUCUCAUAUCUGGAAAAGCUGCUAGAUGAAGAGAAAAACAUUACACCUCAGAGCCAAAAGUUUCCGAUUUGCAAUGAAUUACUAAAGCAAGAGAUAUUGAGGGUAACUGACAUAAUUUCCCGACAUAGUUGUAAUGAUGUCAAUAGUCUGCAAUUUGGAAGCCUGAAUCUUUCAAAUCCUUUGGACAUGAUGCAUGAUGUGAACACUAUAUCUUUAACUUCUUCAGAUGGAAAUUCCGGCUGGAACUCUUACCAACAUCAGGCAUUUGGUGUGCAACAAGGACCACCAAUUGAUCACAGGAAUGUAGCACUGGCCAGGAAUAAUUCGUUAAUGACAAAGAAGAUAUUGCGCUUGGAUGUGCCUGUCGAUAGCUUCCCUGGUGUAAGUCAUUUCAACUUUGUGGGCAGGCUUCUAGGUCCUAGAGGAAAUUCUUUGAAGCGAAUAGAAGCUCGUACUGGAUGUCGUGUCUUCAUCAGAGGAAGGGGUUCCAUGAAAGACCCUCGGAAGGAAGAGCAUUUCAGGAGAAGACCAGGCCUUGCACAUCUAAAAGAACCACUUCAUGUAUUGAUCGAGGCGGAAUCGCCUGCAAACAUAGUUGAUGAACAGCUGAAACAAGCACAGGAAAUCAUUGAAGAAUUGCUCAAACCUAUGAGCAAGUCUCAGGAUUUAUAUAAACGGCAACAGUUGCAAGAAAUGGCUAUGCUCAAUUAUCUCUUUCCAGAGGAUGCCUCUAAGCCUAGCAGCAGCGCAUCUCAUUGCAGAUCUGGUGCAUUGAAGGGCACUACAAGACUAGGAACCAUGUAGUCCCUUCUGUAUUGCUUACCCCUUGAUACAUUUCCGUUGUCUAAUGGCUGGCUAGUAAAUGAUGUACAGAGUCUGUUCAAGUGUUAUUGUCCCUUUUUUAUGUUGCAGUUUUAUGUUGUUUGAUGUCGUGUAACUUUCGACACCGUGGUUGCUUUUUCUUAUGUGGGUUAAAAAAUUUUCGAGUCAAAGUUUUAUGUUUUAUGCGCAA
Messenger RNA from Erigeron canadensis, 1414 nucleotides. RefSeq names its product KH domain-containing protein SPIN1-like. Gene Ontology annotation, cellular component: nucleus. NCBI's taxonomy places the organism in Eukaryota, Viridiplantae, Streptophyta, Magnoliopsida, Asterales, Asteraceae. Gene Ontology annotation, biological process: regulation of mRNA splicing, via spliceosome. The record is from RefSeq and is a predicted model, not a curated record. Bases 316 to 1206 code for a protein of 296 amino acids. Gene Ontology annotation, molecular function: mRNA binding. The transcript has 9 exons.